CAACAUUCCUUAGCCAUGAGCACAUUUUCUCCCCUCGGCAUCCUCUUUUCUUUCUUUCAUAUGUUUAAACUGGAACCAUUCAUUAUGACUUUAUUUUUUCUGGGAAGAAUCCUUGCAAGAACAGGAAGACUGACUGGAUUGUUUGGAGAUGACCAAUUCCUCUACAUUUAGGGCUUCUUCCAGGAGUUAAGCAAUCUCCACGGUGAGCUGGACCAUUUCUCCCAUCUGCAGCCUUUGCAGCUGACCUUCACCAUUGGGCAGAGGGUGGCAUGCCACGUGUGACCUUCCCUCUGCCACUCCUCUUCUCCUAAGCUCCUGUCUCCAGUAAUUUCAUCACUUCCUGGAAGAGUCUUCGGUCUAUUUUACUGUUGGUGUUUAACAAACACCAGCCUGUAAGGGCCGGGCCAAGCUGAAGGAAGAUUGACAGCUCAAGAUUCCAAAAGCCAACUUCCCAGAGUGACUCCCUGACUUCCAGAGGAGGGGGCAGGAGAGCAGUGGGCCGGUGGCACAGAGCUGAGACAUGAUGGAAUCCGGCUUUACCUCCAAGGACACUUAUCUAAGUCAUUUUAAUCCCCGGGAUUACUUGGAAAAAUAUUACAGCUUUGGGUCCAGACACUGUGCAGAAAACGAAAUCCUCAGGCAUCUGCUGGAAAAUCUUUUUAAGAUAUUCUGCCUUGGUGGUGUGAAGGGAGACCUCCUGAUUGACAUUGGCUCUGGUCCCACCAUCUAUCAGCUUCUGUCUGCCUGUGAGUCCUUCAAGGAGAUCAUUGUCAGUGACUACACAGACCAGAACCUUUGGGAGCUGCAGAAGUGGCUGAAGAAGGAGCCGGGGGCCUUUGACUGGUCUCCAGUAGUCACCUAUGUGUGUGAUCUUGAAGGGAACAGAACCAAGGGACCUGAGAAGGAGGAGAAGUUGAGGCGGGCAAUCAAACAGGUGCUGAAGUGUGAUGUGACGCAGAGCCAACCUCUGGGUGCGGUCUCUCUGCCUCCUGCUGACUGCCUGCUCAGCACCCUGUGCCUGGACGCUGCCUGCCCUGACCUUCCCACCUACUGCACUGCCCUCAGGAACCUGGGCAGCCUGCUCAAGCCAGGGGGCUUCCUGGUGAUGGUGGAUGCCCUUAAGAGUAGCUACUACAUGAUCGGAGAGCAGAGGUUUUCCAGUCUUCCCCUAGAAUGGGAGGCUGUUCGAGACGCCGUGGAAGAGGCUGGCUACACCAUUGAGCAGUUUGAGGUGAUUUCUCAGAAUUACUCUUCUGCCUCAGCCAACAAUGAAGGACUGUUCUCCCUAGUGGGGCGCAAGGCAGGUGGAGCUGAAUGAUAUACUGUGAUCCCAAUUAAAGGCUUGCUGGUUCAUUUCAGAUUGUGGCUCUGACAGCAGUGCUCAUUGUGUCGUGUAGAAGCUGACUGGUGGGCUCCAUGGUUCAGGGUGGGGUGGGCAGUCAAGGAUGAGCUCAUGGACCAUUCCUCUGUGUUCCAUACAUGUAUUAAUGCCAGGAGAGUAACUGAGACAUCUGGUCUCCUCUACCUGUACUCACAAAAGAAGCCUCACCACCUCAAGCAUGCAGUUACAGCCACACCUGUUAACCAUACGUGAAUCAAGCCCACACCUGCCUACGGAGACAUCAGCUAUUCACCGUUAACCUCCCAGGAAGAUGCUGUAUCCUUCUCUUGCCUUCUUUCUGGAGAAACUGGCUUACCCCAGCCUCUGAUGCUGAUGAAUCUGCUCUGGGCUCAGCAAGUCUCUAAUAGACUUCUCCGACACUGGCACUAGUCUGACUUCAGGGACCAGGGGACAGCUGGCCUGUAUUUCUUUCGAUUCAUCCCAGUGAUCCAAUUCUUUUCUUUUCUAAAGCUCAUCUUGUUUUCAGAUUAUAUCUAAUCUCUAUGUGCCUCGGUUUCCUCAUCUGCAAAAUGAGGUUGAAAUAGAACUGCUUGUUAAGAUAAUGAAAAUGGAUUAUAAGCUAGAAAGAAUCCAGAGGGAUGCUUGGUACCCAGUGAGCAUCUAAUAAAUGUUAAGGAUCGUGAUCAUCAUUAUCAUUACAAUCAUCAUAUUCCCAUCUUUGCUAUGAGUUGCCCAAGCAGCUGAGAUGUUUCCAACCCCACGUAGAAGAGGGGUCCUACUCAGGGCUCUCCUCUGCUGUGGCUGUCAAGAGCACCUACAAGAAAACAGUUUCCACACCACACGCCGCCAGUUCCUUUCUGAUUCAAGAGCUAUCCAGCAAACAUGUAUUUAGCAUUCUCUUCCCUCUGCCAGGCCCUGGGAAUGGAAAUGAAGCCCCAGUGUCAGCUAGCUCAAGAGCCCUCAUCUUUGCAAACACAGUGACAUGACAAGUGCUCCCAGAUGCUGCCAGGCAGUGCUCUCUUCAAUUCCCACCCAGUCUUGCAGCUCAGCAUCUUCUGCUCCCACUGUCCUGUCUGACAGUGCCUGAAGCUGGGGGUGGGGUGGCAAAUGGAGAAAGCUACUCCCCUGCCUGUGUGUAAGAGACAUGAUGGCUUCCUGCCCGAGAGGCAGAGAACACAGUCUGCCUAUACCAGGGUUGGCCAAGAGCCAGAUAGCAAAUACUUUUUAGCUUUGUGGGUCAUACAAUCUUUUCUUACUGAUUGACUGAUUGAUUGAUUGAUUGAUUGAUUGAUUGAUUGAUUGAGGAGUAAGUGGGUGAGUGUGAGUUAGACAGUGUCUCACUAUGUAGUUCUGGCUGUCCUGGAACUAGCUCUUGUAGACCAGGCUGGCCUUGAACUCACAGAGAUCCACCUGUCUCUGUCUCCCAAGAGCUGGGAUUUAAGGCAGUCUCUGAUGUUCCUGGCCUUGAUCAUAUAGUUUUGAUCAUAGUUAUUCAAUCCCGUAUUGGAAUGAACCAUAGAUGACAUGUAAACGAAAAUGCAACUUCUUUUACUAAAACAGGUGGGUGGGUAGGUUUGGACCAAGGACCGUGAUUUAUAGACCUUUGAUCUGGGAUCAGAAGCAGCCCUAUUUGUGGUUCAAAUUUAAUGAAUCUCUGUGUUCACUUUGAUUAUCUUGUGAUAUUCAGUCCUACUUGUAAGGGAGCUCAAACCCUACACACGGGUCAGGACCGGGGACAGGUGGGAUACUAUUUCUUCUCACUCUGUCCUUACUCUUUCUCUCUCUUUAUUGCUGUCUCCCUCAAUCAACCCCACCUCCCAUUUGAAUGCAUUCCAUAAAAACAAACAGAAAAUGAGGGAACUAGUCGGGGCAGGGGAAUGCCAGAUAAAAUGUUCACCACACCAAUAUUUUCACAGUGAAAGUUACAAUACUCACUGGAGUAUCAUAAAAAUCCAACAAGGCACCACAAUGCACAUUAUAAAAAUGACAGAGAACAAAACUGGGCAGAAACAAAUCCCUGAAAAUAGAGUAGCAUGCAACAAUAUUUUACAAAGUUUUGUUUUGCAGAUCAUAUCUAUCUUAGCUGGCCUGCAUUUAGGCACAGCUAAGUUGGCACUGUAGGCUUCUUUUACCCAGAGAUAGCUUUGUGGCUAUGUAUCUAUCUGGAAGAUAUUUAUUACACGAUCGUUACUGCUAUUUUAAUUUCAUUUCUGUUGCUGUGAUAAAACACUGACAAAAAGCAAAUUAUGGGAGAAAGGAGUUUACUUCAACUUACAAUCCAGGUUACAGCCCACCAUUGUGGGGAAGGAAAGGAACUUCGAGCAGCUAAUCACAUCACAUCCACAGUCAAGAGCAGAGAGACAGGGAUGCACACAUGAUCAAUUGCUUUCUUGUCCUUGGCCCAGUCUCACCACUCUUCCCUGCCUAGGCAGUGGUGUUUCCCACAGUGGGCUGGGUCUUCCCACAUCCCUUGAUUUAAUAAUACCAUGUCCCCAAAGACAUCCCCACAGGCCAAGCCAACGUAGACUCUCAUUCUAGAUGAUUCUAGGUUGUGUCAAGUUAACAAUUAAAGCCAAUCAUCGAAACUUAAUGAUGCAUUUGAUGCUGGAGUAUGAUAUAGCACAUAUUUCUUACUGACUGUGAUCCAAAACAUUGGAAAAACAACUUGCCUGUCAUCUGGGCUUCUGAGAUUGGGUUAUGAGUACCCACACUUUUUUUUCUUU
Molecule: messenger RNA, 4065 nt
Organism: Cricetulus griseus (Chinese hamster)
Lineage: Eukaryota; Metazoa; Chordata; Mammalia; Rodentia; Cricetidae
Source: RefSeq, a predicted model, not a curated record